Messenger RNA from Tyto alba (common barn owl), 9737 nucleotides. It is a transcript of the gene UNC5C, whose product is annotated as unc-5 netrin receptor C. The record is from RefSeq and is a predicted model, not a curated record. Gene Ontology annotation, cellular component: membrane. The coding region runs from base 277 to 3129 and encodes 950 amino acids. Gene Ontology annotation, biological process: netrin-activated signaling pathway. Lineage: Eukaryota; Metazoa; Chordata; Aves; Strigiformes; Tytonidae. The transcript has 17 exons. Gene Ontology annotation, molecular function: netrin receptor activity; protein binding.
UCGCCGAGCCGCCCGCGGGAAGAAAGCAGCGCUCCGCCGGGCUCCGCGCCGCUCCGCGCCCCUCCGCGGGGCCAUGCAGCGCCCCUGCCCCCCCGCCACGAGCGGUGCCCCUCGCCCCGCCGCCCCCCGCGCAGCCUGAGCGCCUCGCGGGGGCUCCGCGCCGCUCCGCGCCCCUCCGCGCCCCUCCGCGCCCGGCGGUGGGACGGGGCUGGCGGAGGCAGAGGCGGCACAGAGAAGCUCGGCGGCUCUGCGCGAACGCCCACCCCUGCCCCGGCCAUGGGGAAGGGGCUGGAGGGGACGGCGGCCCGCUGCGGGCUGGGACUGGGAUACCUGCUGCAGACCGUGGUGCUGCCCGCCCUGGCCGUGCUGGGGGCCAGCCGCCCCGGCUCCGCCGCGCAAGAUGAUGAUUUUUUUCAUGAACUUCCAGAAACGUUUCCAUCUGAUCCUCCAGAGCCAUUGCCCCACUUCCUCAUCGAACCUGAAGAGGCUUACAUUGUGAAGAAUAAGCCUGUAAAUCUGUACUGCAAAGCGAGCCCAGCCACGCAGAUCUAUUUUAAGUGCAACAGCGAAUGGGUUCAUCAGAAGGACCAUGUUGUGGACGAGAGAGUAGAUGAAACCUCUGGUCUGAUUGUCCGAGAGGUAAGCAUUGAGAUUUCCCGCCAGCAAGUCGAGGAGCUCUUUGGGCCCGAAGAUUACUGGUGCCAGUGCGUUGCCUGGAGCUCUGCAGGCACCACCAAGAGCCGGAAAGCCUACGUCCGCAUUGCAUAUCUCCGGAAAACUUUUGAGCAGGAGCCCUUGGGAAAAGAAGUGUCCCUGGAGCAAGAGGUCCUGCUCCAGUGCCGUCCCCCCGAAGGCAUCCCAGUAGCUGAGGUGGAGUGGCUGAAGAAUGAAGAGGUGAUUGAUCCCGUGGAAGACCGAAAUUUUUACAUCACCAUCGAUCACAACCUGAUCAUUAAGCAAGCCCGGCUCUCUGACACGGCCAAUUACACUUGUGUUGCCAAAAACAUUGUGGCCAAAAGGAAAAGCACCACAGCGACUGUGAUUGUCUAUGUGAAUGGAGGCUGGUCUACCUGGACUGAGUGGUCAGUGUGUAACAGCCGAUGCGGGAGAGGCUUUCAGAAGCGUACGAGGACCUGCACCAAUCCUGCCCCACUCAACGGUGGUGCCUUCUGCGAGGGCCAGAGUGUUCAGAAAAUAGCUUGCACCACUCUGUGUCCAGUGGACGGCAAGUGGACGUCCUGGAGCAAGUGGUCCACCUGCGGCACGGAGUGCACCCACUGGCGCCGGAGGGAGUGCACGGCCCCGGCGCCGAAGAACGGGGGGAAGGACUGCGAGGGGCUGGUGCUGCAGUCCAAGAACUGCACCGACGGGCUCUGCAUGCAGGGUUUCAUUUAUCCUAUUUCAACUGAACAGAGAACCCAGAAUGAAUAUGGAUUUUCUUCUGCUCCUGACUCGGAUGAUGUUGCUCUCUACGUUGGGAUCGUCAUAGCCGUGAUCGUGUGCCUGGCUAUUUCCGUGGUUGUGGCCCUGUUUGUCUAUCGUAAGAACCACCGUGACUUUGAGUCAGAUAUUAUUGACUCCUCAGCGCUAAAUGGGGGAUUUCAGCCUGUUAACAUCAAGGCUGCAAGGCAAGACCUCCUGGCAGUACCACCAGACCUCACUUCUGCUGCAGCCAUGUACAGGGGUCCUGUUUAUGCCUUGCAUGAUGUCUCUGAUAAAAUCCCAAUGACCAAUUCUCCAAUCCUGGACCCGCUGCCCAACCUGAAAAUCAAGGUUUAUAACACCUCUGGCGCAGUCACUCCCCAAGAUGACCUCUCUGACUUCUCCUCCAAGCUGUCCCCCCAGAUUACACAGUCUCUGCUGGAGAAUGAGACUCUGAACAUGAAAAACCAGAGCCUUGCUCGGCAAACAGACCCGUCGUGCACUGCAUUUGGGACCUUCAACUCUUUAGGAGGUCACCUAGUAAUUCCCAAUUCAGGAGUAAGCUUGCUGAUCCCAGCAGGGGCCGUUCCACAAGGGAGAGUCUAUGAAAUGUAUGUGACAGUUCACAGGAAGGAGAACAUGAGGCCGCCUGUAGAAGACAGCCAAACCCUGCUGACACCGGUGGUGAGCUGUGGCCCACCAGGAGCCCUGCUAACCCGGCCCGUCAUUUUAACCAUGCACCACUGCGCAGAACCGAACACGGAGGACUGGCAGAUCCAGCUGAAGCACCAGGCUGCCCAGGGGCCCUGGGAGGAUGUAGUGGUGGUCGGGGAGGAAAACUUCACCACUCCGUGCUAUAUCCAGCUGGACCCAGAGGCCUGCCAUAUCCUGACAGAAACCCUCAGCACCUAUGCCUUGGUGGGACAGUCAAUCACCAAAGCAGCAGCCAAACGUCUCAAACUGGCCAUCUUUGGACCCCUGUCCUGCUCUUCACUGGAGUACAGCAUCCGGGUCUACUGCCUCGAUGACACACAGGAUGCCCUUAAGGAGGUCCUCCAGCUUGAGCGGCAGAUGGGUGGGCAGCUUUUGGAGGAGCCCAAAGCUUUGCAUUUUAAGGGAAGCACCCACAACCUCCGCCUGUCCAUUCAUGACGUUGCCCACUCUCUCUGGAAGAGCAAACUGCUGGCUAAAUACCAGGAGAUUCCCUUUUACCACAUCUGGAGUGGAUGCCAGAGGAACCUGCACUGCACCUUCACGUUGGAAAGGUUCAGCCUGAAUACCCUGGAGCUGGUGUGCAAACUCUGUGUGCGGCAGGUCGAAGGAGAAGGGCAGAUCUUCCAGCUCAACUGUUCUCUCUCAGAGGAACCCACUGGCAUCGAUUAUCCUCCUAUGGACUCAGCAGGCUCCAUCACCACCAUAGUAGGGCCCAGUGCUUUCAGCAUCCCCCUCCCAAUAAGGCAGAAGCUGUGCAGCAGCCUGGACGCGCCCCAGACCAGGGGCCACGACUGGCGGAUGCUGGCCCACAAGCUGAAACUGGACAGGUACCUAAAUUAUUUUGCUACGAAAUCGAGUCCCACCGGUGUGAUCCUGGAUCUCUGGGAAGCCCAGAAUUUCCCUGACGGCAACCUGAGCAUGCUGGCGGCAGUUCUUGAAGAAAUGGGAAGACAUGAAACCAUUGUUUCUUUGGCAGCAGAAGGAGAUUACUGAUGCAUCCUUGACGUGAACAGGAAGGACAGACACAGGGAGCGGUAACGCCCUGUUAUUACAAACGAGAAUUGAAAUGAAAACCCAGACCAAUGAGUUACACAAGAGACAUUUCAGAGAAGAAAGCAAGCAAAAAAAGAACAAGACAAAAAAAACAAAAAACAAAACAAAACAAAAAAAAAACAGCCCUGACCUUCACACGUGCUCUCCUUGUACAUUAUCACAGGAUCUAAAAGAAAUCAUGCAAACUUGUACCUUGAAAAUAUACAUCAACAUAAUGUUCCUCUCGGCUUGGCUGUACACUGCUUGGUACAGAUUUUACAGUUUCCUAGGAAACGCUUUUUAUUGCUAUCCAGAUAUAUGGAUAAACUUUCUUAACAAUCCCAGUUUCUAUGGAUGUUGUUUACAUCAAAUUCUGGACAGGGGUAAGGAGACUGUCCAUGGCUCUUUAUAUUUUUUGUUUAAAGCCAUUCUAGACAAGGCUAUGGACAGUUGGUUGUGGCUAUUUCAGCUUAUUGGUUUCUGGUGAAUUCAGAUUUUGGCUACAAUUCUGCACAUCGACUGUCUCACAACGAUCCUCCUGUCAUUGUUCUGUUUCCUAGACCUACUUGUAAAAAAAAAAAAAAAAAUACAAACAACAACAAGAAAAUCAGAGUUUAAGAGGUGUGCAUCUGGAAAGCAGGUACUCUGGGUGCUAAGCAGGAACACAUUUAACAUCCCCUUCCUUCCCCGAUCAAGUCCCACUGAGCCUGUGUGGAGAAUAGCUGUAGUACAGUGGGGAACGUAGGAUCGGAGUUAAUUUUCAAUUCAAAAUGUAACAAUAGCCUUUCCACCCCUUUAGGAUAUGAGGGGGCUGGAUAUGCAAUUCAGAGUUGUUAAGGGAAAAAAAAGAAGAAACCCAGAAAAAAAUAAAAAAGAGAAGUUGCUAUGAUAAUUAUUUACUAAUUAGUAUCUAGUGCAAGGAUUAUAAUUAUUAUUAUUAUUAUUAUUACCAUUAUUACUUUAUUUCUAAUUUUGUCAGCAGCAGAAUGAAUCAUUCCUGUUUUUAUGGAACCUGUUGUCCCCUUCCUGAAGGUCUUCUAAGACAUGUCCCUCUAUAUGCUGUCUGUCCUUCCCUUCUCCAGCCAUCAUACUCCUCCUCCCAAGUCCUCUGCUAGCCCAUAAGGGUUGCUCACCUCAUGUUAGCAUUGCUGUGCUUCAUGCCCGAUGCAAAGGUGGUACAAACUGUUGGCGCUCUGCUGAAGUCACUGCUCUGCACCCGCUAAGGACCCAACCCAGCACCCCUCCCUGGGACGUUCUGCCCUACCUUGGUGCCUCCGGGUUAGUCCAAGAAGCAUUCCUGUCCCGAGGUUGCUGUCAACCAGUGACAGCCUCCCACUUCAAAUACAUGUUGCCCACUGGUUCAGGAACACGGGUGCAAGGAUGUGGAGGCACUGAUGUUGGCCACCUGAUUUUUGCAUCCAAGGUGGGCCUCCAGAUGUCUUGCUUUGCUUUGAAGUGGUCUGAGACCCAGCAGCUCCUGUUGGCUUCCCACGGAGCUGCAGGUACUCACUCUUGCUGAAACCCACCGCCUCUGCUGUGGUCAGGGCUCCUGGGGAGGGUCCUCUGGUGGGUCAUUUCUGAUGCACUUGGUGGAUCUCCACAGAUAUUCCCAGGCUUGCUGCAGCCAGGGAAGCCUCUGCCACACGGGCCAGUGUGGUGAAGUGGAAAUCGCAGAUACUGCAGUCCGCUCCCUCCGGCGCCGCUGCCUGGGCAGGGUGGUGCAGGCCCUUGCUGGCCAACCAGGGAGACGUUUGUCCCUCUCAGCCAUGUCCCUCUUGGCCACCACAAUCAGGUGAAGUGGGGACUGAGCAAAAGGAGCAAACGCUUGCUUUUUUCGGUUGUCACUGCAAACGUGUUUUAUUUCCUGCUCAGUGAAAAGAUCGACUCUUUGGUACAUGACAGCGCAUGGGAUUGCAGUAGUUUUACUGCCAGGCUUGCCUGUCCUCCACUUCUGGUGCAAAACAGGCUUUCUUCCCCAGCCCGUCUGCUGCAGGUUUCCAGCCAGACCCUGAUUACUGCUGUUGUGCACAUAUGCAUGCUCCUGCCCACACACAUACUCCGUGUGCUUCCUGAGACCAGAGCUGGCUUGUUUUCUUUUGUUUUUGGUUUUGUUUUUCCCCAAGGCUUUCCAGAUUGUGCCUUUAAAGGUAACGUUGAAAAUGUCAUUGGUCAAAAUGAAAGGAAAAUUUCAUCUGACCUUUUUCCCAUUUGACAUUUCCAUAGGCUUGGGACUUUUCUUUUUUUUUUUUUUUUUUUUUAAUUUCUCAGCUCCCUGACACCAGCUGGGUUUUGAUUGACCGCUGCACAGUGAUCACAAAGCACUCCCUUCCUCGAAAAAGGAAACCUAGCAGUUUGCAAACCAGCAUUUCAGUCAAAACCUGAGACCAGAGGACAUACAUUUUCUCUUUCAACAUCUGUCUGCAUUUUGCCUGUGCAGGCCCCACCUUCUCUUAAUGUGGAGAUGCCAAGGGCAUCCUUUCAACAAACAUCCAUCUUCUUUUUCACCUUGCGCAUCCAAUGCAGCCCACUGCAAUGCUAAUGAAAGUCUUGCUUUCAGCUUCAGGAGGCUUCAGCUGGGGCUUCCAGCUCUGCCCUUUCCCUACAUUUUUUAUUCACCCUGGAGCAUUAAAAUGGCUCCUAAAAGAUAGGUCUCAGCGUUUCUCCCUCCUGUGCCAUCUUCAGGUGUAACCAGUUGUAUUUAGUUCGUGCUUCCUCACCCUUCCCGCAUGUCCUUCCUGCGUGCCUCCUCUUCCAAGGCAGGUGCAUGAGCUGAACCAUCCUUCAGCCCCUGCCCCUCUUCAGCUCAGUCUUCGUUAGCUGACGCCCAAACUCACUGCUGUGCCCAGCUCUCAGCUUUUGGUAGGUGGGCAGCGUGUGCACCCUUCUCACUGGGGCCUUGCCAGACAGUGUCUCCUAGCUAUCUGUAUCGCUGUGAGUUGCUACUCCUUUUGCCACCUCUCUGACCUACUCCCCAAUAGCUCCUUCAAGGAAAAACAGAUGAGCAACUUUCUUAAAGUAUUCUAGGGCGUUUUCCUUUUGCAGUGUCACUGUAAAGGGGAUUUAUUGAGAGGAAAAGGCACUCUCUGAUUAAGAGGAUCGUCCACAGAGGUGGAUGGAGGUCCAGCACAUCACUGCUGGCUAGGGCAGCGGCAUCACAGUCGCUGGAAGGUGGAGCUGCUCUUCUUCCACCCUGUCUGCUCAGAAACCUUCCCCUGCCUGCUGCAGUCAGGGGCUGGAUGGUUUCUCCUGCUCCAGGGUCCCAACACGGCACUGUGCCAGCUGCCUCAGCUCUGCCGGGGCAGGGAGACGCAGGGGCUGCCGGCAACAGGGACAUUUCCACCACAGAGCCAGUAGCUCUGCACUCCAUAGCUGCUAACAGCAGCUCCCACCAUACCUGACAGCCCCCCCCCCCCCCCCCCCCCGCAUUAAUUUUGCUGGCUAUUUUCUUUUUUUUUCUUUUUUUUUUUUUAUUUUUUCUGGGGGGUACAGUGGUGGCAGGGCAUGCGGCUGGGGAGAGCGCUCUGGCACAGGCCAGUGGUACGCACCCCUCAGCAUCCCCCUCCUGCUGCCCCGAGGAGGGAGGGUGGGAAGCAACGGUGGCCAGAUCCUUUGGGGAUAUUAUUUUUGGUAGGAGGAAAACCAGCAGCCGUCCCUCCGCCUGGAUGGCGGGGACACAGUGCCAUCUCGUGGGGCCGAGCCCCGGCUCCAGCCUGCUGCCGCCGACACGGCGAGCAGCAUCGCCCGGGAAAAGGCUUUCUCGUAGGGUGGCUCUUGAAAAUGGCAGAGAAGGUCAGCAGACAGAACCGACUCUAAAAAAUUAUUGUAACAUUUUAUGUCAGGUAAGCACAUCUGCUUUUAAAAAAAAAAAAAAAAAAAAAAAAAGGCUGCAGGCUUCUUAUCCUCCAGUUAUUACUACUUUUUUAAAUGCUUAUCCUUUUAGUUGUCCACCUUUGGCUAUGUGCUGUAGCAGUUUUGCUGCUCGUCACACCAUCACUUUAUUACAUGUUGAUUGCUAGUGCUAUAAAUAAUAUAUAUAUUAUAUAAAUAUAUAUAAAAUAUCUACUGACUUCAAGGAAAAACUUUAAUUUCCAAGUAAGAAACACUAUCGGAGGCAGUCCUUUUCACCUGAUUUUUUUUUCUUCAGUUCUUCUUGUGUUGUGUUCUUGUAAAGGUGGCUGUCAGUGUAUAGGGUAAGUAAGCUUGGGGUUUGGUUGGGGUUUUUUCUGAAUUUUCUGAUCACAGCUGAUCCACUGUAUCUCCCUAAACAGUGCAAGUCCUAAAUGCCGUUUUACUGAGUCUUGAAAGUUUUGAGGCAGUGAGGGUCUCUUCAGUCAAGCUUUGCUUCCAUGGGAGACUGAGAGCUUUUUUUUUCUCCCGUACCGCUGGCAGAAAUGCAAACACUCGUGAGACAUGUUGGAGUCUGGGAUGCCCACAUAGCAAAACAUGUCUGUUCCAUGGGUUUUUUGCUAUUUCUGUUGCUGACAUAUAGAAUAAAUGUAUUUACAUGCUGUAAGCCCAUCAUUGUGGACAGUGUCCUAAUGUUUUGUAUUGCUACCUACAACAGUUUCUUUUUGGUUCUCUUUUUCUUCUUGUUUUGGGGAGUGGGAGUAUGGGGAAGGGAGGGGUGAGGGGGCCCUUAGACCAUUGUAUGCUCUAGCCAAGUAGUUACCACAGCUCUGAGGUUAAUUUUAAACAAGAUGAGACUGUUGAAGUUGGGAUUUUUUUUUAAGCUCGUGUCCAGGGCACUUUGUAAACUAUCUUACUGAGUGUUCAGAAGUCUUUUCAGGCAUUCAUCUGGCUCUCAUCUUGCCACGAAGUAACUAAUUGUUUGCAGGCUGGCUUGCUUAAUAUCAGGCGGUGCAAAGAUGCGAGUGGUUUGCGAAUGGAAACCAAACCUUUGGCUCUUCUCCUGCAAGGACUCCAAUGAGGUAUUAACUUUGGGGUCACCACUGCAAUCCAUUCCUAGCUUGUGUGUAAAACCUCGAGUUCAUAAAAAUGAGCUGCGCUGCAGAUUUUUAAACGCUGAAGCAUGUAUCUUGGACAUCCUUUGAAGUGGGAAUUUAACAGAAAUGCAAAAUGCGCGCGUGUGUGUGUGUAUACAGGCAGACAGAGAGGAGAAAAUAAAAGACACUUACUGCUCGAGGUUUUUAGCUCUGAUGUUAGUUGUGGGCAUCCUCUUACGAGCAACCUUUGCUUGGGAAGGUGAAAGUCAAAAUUCAUUGCUGUAUCAUCACUGCAAGGUCAAGUAGGCAGUAUUUCGAGAGCCAACAGAGUGUAAACUGGCAAAGAAACUAGAGCUGGACUUGAACCAAAGCCACAGAAACGAGCCCUCAAGUUUGUUAGGUCAAGCUCCUCGCUUGAAAUUGGAGCAUUUAGUUUAUUUACUUGUCCUUUAAGCUUGACACCUGCUCCCUGAAAUCUGAAAAUCCCUUUAUCUGAAAGUCAUUUGAUAAACUCUGCCUGUACAAAAAAACAAUGAUAAUACAGAAUGCCCGCAAACCUCUAUCAUCAAACAGGUAUUUCACAUUUUUUGUGAUGUUGGUUAAAUGUAUUUAAUAGUGAUUCAGUCUCCUUGACUGCUUACAAAGAGAUUAAUUGCUACGUGUGCUGUACCCUGGGCUUCCCUUUCCUCCCAAAGCAUCCCGUGCCAUGGCAUGGGAGUAACUUCUGGAUGCCUGUGAAGAAGCGGGAUGUAAUCAGGCAGGGCCCUUCCGCAGCGGUGAGAUGACUCGCUGAGUACUGGCACUCUGGUCUCCAGCUGCUGCCAGCUGGCUCUUGCUACAGCUUGCUGGUAAAUUUGGGAGCUUAAACAAAACAAAUAAAAAGAAAAAUUGGUCUGGAAAGUAAAUAAAAUUAGGAAGAUGGAGUAGCAAAACACUCUUCUCCCAUAGGUCUGUCAAGGCGUCUUGCAAAAACACCCGCAGAGCGGUGAGCCCACAGCCUACUUUGAAGCGGGGUGCGUAACACAGCUGAGACAGAGAAGUUAUGGCAUCACCUGGCAUUACUGUUUUGGCACAUCUGUGUAGUAGACUUUUUUUGCUAACACAUGUUCUCUCUGUUAAUGCUGAAGAGUAAAAAAAAUAAAAAAAUAAAAAAAAAAUCCCCAAACAACCCUUAAGAUGGUACCUUUGGUACCUUUCCAAAGCAAAGAAGGAGGGCCCAUAGGAAAUCGAAUGCCUGUGCAACCCAGGCCGAGAGGGUGUACCCUGUUUCUCCCUCCUCUUCCCAUGUCUCAGCUCUACCAGGGUUCGUGGGAUUUGUUUUCUUUGCUAUUCAGAUUUGUAGAACUAUUUUGGUUUUGAUUUCCCUAUUGCUGUAUCUUCUAUGCAAUUCCUUUUCUAAAGACUGACUUACUACCGGAGAAGUGCUAGCCAUUGCAUUAUUUGUAUUGCUGUACAGUGGAGGUGUGGUUUACUAGUUCUGAGUGUGCCUCUUAUCCCCCUCCCUUUUUCUCCUUCCCUCUGUUUGUAAAUGCCUGCAUUUAUUCUGUCAGCCUGACAUGUACAAAGUGUAAGAAAGAAUUUUUAAACAGGUAAUAAAUUAUAUUUAUAAGCAACUGGAAAAAAAAA